This is a messenger RNA of Darwinula stevensoni, 688 nucleotides long. Lineage: Eukaryota; Metazoa; Arthropoda; Ostracoda; Podocopida; Darwinulidae. The record is from the annotation of a GenBank genome assembly.
AUCGGUCGCCAUGGUAACUGUUGUUUAGCAACGGGGAUCCACACCUCGGCAAAAAUUCCCUCGUCAUGUGGUCCACGCGUUUCCCUCCUUCCUGACUCGGAAGUUUGUUUAGUGUCUUUGUUUUUUCUCCCAUCCGUGUGAGAAUGCAGAGGACGUUCCCCGUUUCCUCGAAUCCUCGCGUCCGGAUGUGAGGAUGAGCGUUCCGGCGUCUCACGUCUCUUGCGUUAUCGUCACCGAGGCCAUGCAUCAGGAUAAUGUUCAGAAUCAGCCCGGUUCGGGGGACUCUCACUGCAGUCCGUCCGACAAACAGCAUUUGAAAGGUGAAAAUUUGGCAGUGAGUCCAAGUGGUACUCCAGAUGGGCCCAAGGGACACUUGAAUGAAAACUUGAGUGCACAGACUGUGACAGCCCAUGUGGUUGUAACAUCAACACAAGCCAAUGGUGCUGUAGCUGCACUUGUACCUGCUCAAUUCAUUGUUGCAGGUGUAGGCUACAAAACCCCUAACAUCCCUGAUCUCAUCAGUGCCAUUUUCACCAAACUGAAAACCAAGAGCUUGGACAUGUGCCAGAAAGUGGUGGAUGACUUUCCCAAUGAUGCAGUAUGGGUCAUGAUCAGAAUGGGAACCAUUUUCAGUGGCAAAAAGAUUGAAUCCCUUCAUCCCAGAAACCCAAGUUUGGAUGGAGACUAA